Messenger RNA from Talaromyces proteolyticus, 201 nucleotides. RefSeq lists its product as uncharacterized. The coding region runs from base 1 to 201 and encodes 66 amino acids. The transcript is spliced from 2 exons. The record is from RefSeq and is a predicted model, not a curated record. NCBI's taxonomy places the organism in Eukaryota, Fungi, Ascomycota, Eurotiomycetes, Eurotiales, Trichocomaceae.
AUGAAGGAGUCUAUCAUCGAACUAGACUACACCACUUACAAAGGAGUUGACCAAUGCCUUGAUAUGCGAUUUGCGGCACCACCUCUAGGAGAAAUUCGCCUUAGUGCACCGCAAGAUCCAUUGCAAGCCCUUGUAUUCAAGAUGCUUCAAAUUUCGGACCCUUAUGCGUCAGAACUGGGCAGGAUAUCGGUGCAUCUCUAG